CGCUAUCAACAUGUAUUUUAUUAUACUUAAACUCAAAUUAAUUGUAAUUAUGUUUUACGUUUCUUCUGCUAGUGGUUUCUUUAACAAAUACUGUGAAAUAUGUACUAACCACACUCUUUGCUUAUUUACAGACCAAGUCUCUCUUGUAUCAAGUAUGAUGGAAACAGUAAACUAACAAACGUAGAUACUAAAUCAAUUGUGAAUAGAAUCAAUUCGAGAAGAAAUUAUAUUGCAUUAGGUCGAUCAAAGAAUCUACCAGGAGCAGGGAACAUGAGGAAAAUUGUUUGGUCGGAUGAAUUAGCGGUUUUCGCACAGCGGUGGGCCGACCAGUGCGAUCCAUCAACACGACCACACAAAGAAGACUAUUGUCGCAAUCUUGAAGCUACUGAAGUCGGCCAGAACAUAGCAACGAUGUCAGACUUGUCUUCAAACUUUAACAUAGCAAAUUUUAUAGAAAUAUGGUUUAUGCAAUCACUGGAUUACAGAGGAAGUGUUACAUAUUACAAUGAGUCUGACAACAGAACCAAAUAUUUCACUCAAUUAAUUUGGGCAAACACCGAUAGGGUAGGAUGCGGGCAGGCAAGCUUCUAUAUAGAGAAUGUACGAGUACUAAGGCUUGUAUGUAACUUUGCUCCAAAAGGUAAUGUUUAUGGUAAACCUGUCUAUUUAAUUGGAUAUCCAGCUACUCAAUGCCCCGAAGAUAUGGUACCCGAUGAAAACUAUAAAGGAUUAUGUAAUAAAGUACAACGUAAUGAUGAAAUAUUUACAUCACAAAAUCCACCAGUCAGUAGUUUACUACGCAUUAUCAAUUUGUCAAACAACACUGAUUGGAUUCUUCAUAAUAAAACCGCAAAUAAAGUAAAAAGUCGGAAGCUAACUACUAUAUUUACUAAUAACACUCACGCUGCUGUUAAACGAUAUCCUCAACACAACUUUUGGGAAAAACCUUUUAAUCAAUCUAGAAUGCGAGAUCAUAACAUUCAUCAAAUAGAAAAUCCCUGGAGAGUCUUCCACGGAAUUGACUCACCCAAUAACCUAAAUUUGAUGAAUAAGAAAAUUGAAUCUGAAUCACAAAAGUUAGACUCAAUAUAUUCAUUACCUCCAUUCAAUAAACAGGAGUCUCUAAAAUUUAAACAAGAAUCAUCUUGCACUAGAAAGUCUAAUUCACCAUUUACAAAAGAUGCUUUGCGGAGCAAUUGUGAUAACAAAAAAACAGCAGAAUGCACAAGGGGACAAAAAAAUAAUUGUUGGACUCAAAGAAACCAAUAUGUGCAAGCAACUUCUCCAUUCCUUUAUUCAAUUUGUUCUUGCGACUCUUACACUUCAACCACUCAAAGAAGCACAGCUUGGAGCAGUUACUGUCAAUGUUUAAAAAAUAACCCUCAAAUAAUUUGUUCUAAUUUUCUAAGAACACAAGAUGAAUUCACAAACGAUGUUAUUAAAAAUACUGGUACGUUCUACCACUACGAUUUAUUACCUAACUUACAUUUACGCGAACGCAUUGGAAGAGAAAACGUGCAAAAUAAACUUUCAACACACGUACCAGCGAAAAAAAGCUUUGAUUUAUUAGACAUAUAUAAAAGAAAACGAAAUAAUCCAUUUAACAGGCAGAGACAUAAAAGAAGCGAUACUCGGUUUACAACUUUAAUGCCAUUUUGGCAAAUGGAUGAUACUCUGCAGAAAAAAACAGCUGUUCGAUAUACGACAUUAUCAAAUAAGAAAUUGAAACACACAAAAACGAAAACUGGAACAACAAGUAUUGAACUUAUAACUCUAAUGUCGGUAACAACUAAUAUGAACAGAGAACUGCCUUCCGUAACAGAAAAGUAUUUAUCAUUUGAUGAGCUGAUGCAACUUCGAAAUAAAGGAGGGGAUGCUAGACGAGUGGGUGUCAUAACUAAAGAAUCUACUAUCGUCCCUACUAAAAAAGAAAUUACAGCAAAUACGCCCUUUUUACGUAUGAAACAUUGUACUCGCAAACUCACUUGUACUUGGACUAUUCCACAAAUAACCGAUUGUAACGGUAGUGUUGUAUUUGAUAAUGACGGUAGUGACCGUGGCUCAAAAACUCCACCGGGGUACGUGGACGGUUGCACACGUACAUCCACAUGUACUCGCGAUCAUAUGGAUAGAAACAAACUAGUACCAAGUACGGAAGAAUCAGACGACGUUGUUACGAGUACAGAAAUAGACGACGACUAUUGUGAACGACGAUCUCUCGAUAUUCGGCGAAGAAAUUCUAGAGGGCAAGCAAAUUCUAAAAACCAAAAUAUAAAUAAAUUAGAAUCUUUACAAUCUUUUGAAAAGAAAUCAAUAACAAGUAUAAUAUUAGAUAAAAAUGAAAGAAAAGACAAAGAAACUAAUGAUUGUAUCUGCUAUAAUUUGCCAGCCAGAGCGAAAAGAGAUGACACUAGAAACAAUAAUUACCCAAUGAUCUACAAAAGAAUUAUGAAAAAGAGUGGAACACGUCAUAGCGAAAAUUUGUAUUAUGGUGAACUAUAUUAUAAGGUUUUAAGUAAAAUAACAGAAACUUGGAAUAAAAAUCAAAAUCAAAAUCUACUUGGAAAAUGUUUCUGUAGUGGCGGCGCGAUAGACGAUAAUUACGCGUUUUUACUUUUACUAAUGAUAUCUUGUAUUAACAAGAAUAAAAGUAAGAAAACCUUUAAACGUUUUUAUUAA
Papilio polytes (common Mormon) is the source of this 2679-nucleotide messenger RNA. RefSeq lists its product as uncharacterized. The transcript has 10 exons. The record is from RefSeq and is a predicted model, not a curated record. The coding region runs from base 271 to 2679 and encodes 802 amino acids. NCBI's taxonomy places the organism in Eukaryota, Metazoa, Arthropoda, Insecta, Lepidoptera, Papilionidae.